Molecule: messenger RNA, 9055 nt
Organism: Lampris incognitus (smalleye Pacific opah)
Lineage: Eukaryota; Metazoa; Chordata; Actinopteri; Lampriformes; Lampridae
Gene: phrf1
Product: PHD and ring finger domains 1
Exons: 20
Coding region: 177-5600 (1807 amino acids)
Source: RefSeq, a predicted model, not a curated record
GUCAACAAUGGUGGAGACUUCAAAUUACACAGAUCACGCUUCACACUACUGAAUCGGGACUGAAGGAGAACUUCGCCUUGUAGCAGAGUUGGAAGGACAAUUAUUAGUUGCUGCAACUUUUAAAGAAUACGUGUGUUUCAAAUUAAAGUGUUCAGCUAUUAGCCCGAUGGUCAGCUAUGGAUGAAGACGACAGCCAGGGUGAGCUGAUCAACAAGAAUACAUCCCAUGGCAAAGGGAAGAGGGCUGCUAUGUGGGCCAUCUCAGAUGACUCAGAUGAUGUAGAGGAUGGCUCAGACGAGGGAGAUUCCAACAGUGAUGAAGAAGAGGAGGAUCACCUUGAUGGAGAGGAAGAUGAUGAGGGGGAAGAAGAAGAGAAUGAGGAAAGUGACAGUGAUGAUGAAGAGGAAGAAGAGGAUAAUGCCCUGGAAGGAGCGGUGGGAAGAGACUGUGCUGAUCUUGCAGAGCUGAGUUCAGAUGAGGACACAGAGAAAUGUCCCAUUUGCCUGAACGCCUUCAUCAGCCAGCCAGUGGCCACACCAGAGAGCUGUGAGCACUACUUCUGUCUGGACUGCAUCCUCGAGUGGUCCAAGAAUGCAAACUCCUGUCCUGUAGACCGUAAGGUCUUCAGCAACAUUUACCUAAGGAAGUGUCAUGGAGGCAAAGUGCAGAAAAUGAUCACAGUGCAGAAGCCUUUGAAGGAAGGUCAAGAGGAUGGAGUAGAUUUGGACCUAGAUCAGACCAGCUGUGAGGUGUGUGGGGGCAGUGACCGUGAGGACCGCCUCCUGCUCUGUGAUGGCUGUGAUGCUGGCUACCAUAUGGAAUGUCUUACGCCCCCUUUGGAUGCUGUUCCUGUCGAAGAAUGGUUCUGCCCUGAGUGUGAAGCCAACAACCACCUUUCAAGAGGCUCAGGGGAGGAGAUAAGUGAGGUCGAGAGCCUGUCCUCCAGCUCCCGGCCCACCACUAGCCGUUCACGAUCCUCCCCAGCAGGACCCACCCGUGCCAUUGCACGGACUCAGCAGAGUGAGAGGGUUCGCGCCAGUGUCAACCGCCAUCGCAUCACACAGGCACGCACAGCACAGGUUUGGCAUGAGCUGGCUCCCAGGUACCUGAUGCAGUCUACAUGGCUUGAUGAAACCAUUAACGCGGUAGUGGCGGGGCUCAACAGCGCUGUGUACAUACGUGACCUCACACCUCGAGCUGCAUCCAGCCACCGGCGCAGGAAGGUAAGGCGCAGAAAAGGCAAAAAAAGUAAAGUUUCCUCAACUAAAGGUGAAAAAAGCAAAGCAGCAAGUACAGGGGUCAAGAGGCGGAAACGUAAAGUGAGGAAAACAAAAUCCAGAAAGAGACUGGUGGGGAAAAAGCAGCCGACACCCCGUGACCGUAUUGCACGUAAUCUUCGGAUUGCAAAACCCAAGAAGGGUUCAUCUCUCCCCACAGUUUACCGGCCCUCAGAGCAAACUCUUGGCAACAUGCGUGUUGACAUCGGCGCUGCCUCGCUAUCUGUCUAUGGAGAUCCAUUUGACCUGGAUCCAUUUGUUGAUGGUGAGGAGGAUGAGCAUCAGACCCAGGUCACAUCACUACUGGAGGCCAAGAGACGAGGUAUCUCACACUCUGCCCUUCGCUCCCAUCAGCCUGUCGCUCAGCCAAUCACUGCUGGCCUCUCCAGGAGAGUUAUGGGCCUUCCCCAGUCAGGGGGCGUUGUGGAGGCAGCACCUGUGCCUGACCUCUUGGGCAGUAUCCUGUCAGGACAGAGCAUGCUCCUCAUGGACAGCUCUGAUGUGGUCAUCAAUAGAGACGGCUCCCUUAAGGCUAUAAAGCCGAUAAGUUUAUCACCCACAGUGAAGCCAAGCAGCAGCACAGGAGAAGCCAGCACUCAGGUCAACCCAGGGAUUUCACCUAACCCUCAAGCCAGCUCUUUAGCUCUCCAAGCUAACAGAGACCUACUAGGAUCCUCUUGCGAACCCCUCAACAGAUCCUCCUCCUCCCAGAGUUCUCACCACUUGUUCCCAAUAACUCCUUCAGCACUUUCACCAUCCCAGGUCCACCACACCCAUACAGCUACCCAUUCCCAUGCACUACACCAUGGUCAUCCUCGCUUGCAGCCCCUUAUCCCCCACAGACCCAGCUCCUCUCCUGGACUCAGCCAUAGGGGGACCAAUGGACUUGGAUCCGACAUAGGGAUUGCCUCCUCUUCUAUCCACCCAGCCCAAGACAUGCGCUCCUGGAGUAAAGAGAUAGGAUCACCCCGAUCUAUAAAGGCACCUGUAAAGCCUGUUUGGGUGGAUGUGUCAGUGCUACCUAGGAUACCAAAAAUUAAACAAGAGAGUAGAGGUGAUGGCAACAGUCAAGAUGGAAUUCAUAGAAGCAGCAGCAGUAGUAGUAAAAGUAGUAGCAGUAAUAAGGGAAGUGGCAAAAAUGCUACUGUUAGUGAUGGUGGCAAUAGUAAUGGCAUGCCUGAAAUUGGAAUGCACAGCCUGGCUGGGGACCAGAGUAGGCAACAAAGUGUGGACCAGAAGCAGGACAGGCCUGAAAGUCAGGGCCAGAGACACGGGCCGGACAGAGCAGGUCCAUCAUCAGCCUUUUCCAACUCAUUUUCCUCUUCUUCAUCCUGUUCCUCCUCUGGCUCUCCAGCACCCCAUCCAUGCCUUUCCUCAUCCUCAUCAAUGUCCUCAACAACUGUGAGCUUCCGCAUUAACUCCAGUGGAAACUCAUGGCACACACGGAGACUGAGCAAUGCUUCAUCCAGAAUUGGUGAAGGCAGCACACAGCAAAGUUGGAGUUCAGAGGACGAGGAGGGAAGAAAGAGACAGCAGCGUAGGGAUAAACAGAUGUUGCUGGCCUCAUGUACCCUGGUUAAAAAGGAGAAGGGAGACAGUGGUGUCUAUGAUCCAUUUCAACCAACUCUGUCGGAUUCCAGCAGCUUGGACAGUGAAGAAGAGAGCCAAGCUCUGGAGAGCAACUCUCAGGAUGCUGCAGCUGAGGAGGAGACUUCUGGUCUAGGAAGCAGUGAAGGUUUAGGGCAAGGAGGGCAGAGUUUAGUUCCAGUCAAAGCUGAGACACUGGCUAUUAAGACCUCUCAGGAGAAAUCAUGGAGGGAUGAGGCUUUUGAGAAUGUGUUCCAAGAAGAUCAAGGAUUUGAACACGUUAAGGUUGAGAGAGAAUUAGGUAUAGCUGAGGUCAAGGUUGAGCAGGAAACAGUGAUAGCUGACACUCAAGUGGAGAAAGAACCAGGGUUUGUCUUCAAAAAGGAAGUUGAAAGGGCUGGUGUUAGUCUAGUAAAGUAUGAGACAACAGAUCCAACACCCCGUCCGCCUCUCAGCCUGGUGCCUUUAAAGACUGAGAGAGAGAACCCACAGGAAGAGGGUAGGCAGAAUGUCCAAACCUCUAACAGUAUCCCUUCUAUCCAGAAGUCUGAUUUGUCAUCAACUUGUACAGUUUCGAGAAAGAAGAAACAAAAGACAGAGAUUAAGUCUGAGCCCAAGGAUAGUCCUGACAGGCCCAAGUACCGCUCCCGCUCCUGCUCCCGUUCCCGGUCUUCCAGCCAUGGUGAGAAAACUCCUAAAGGAGGUGGUCCAUCGAAAGACCGUCGUUCUGGCUCUAGCAGCUCGGAGACUAUUAGGAGAAGAGUGGACCAGCAUGGCUCAAGCCACAGAGACAGGAGGCGAAAAAAGGAUGAGGAAAGAGAAAGGAGCUCUAGAAGAUCAAGGUCCAAAGAAAGGAGGCGGGCACGUUCUCCAUCAGAGAGCUCCCGGUCUGACAGGUCUGAUAGGUCACACAGGAAGAGGUAUUCACGGUCACGGUCCAGAGACAGGAGACGAUCCAGGUCUCCAUCCAGCUCUAGCAGCAGAGAGCGGUCGAGGCGGAAGAAGCAUAUGCGAGAGAGCAGGGAGAGGAACAAUCGCAGAGGGAGAGACCGAGACAGAGGACGGGCUUCCAGUUAUAAGAGGCAUGGUCGAUCUCGCUCAAAGUCAAAAUCAUGGUCCAGGUCUAGAUCUCGAUCGAGGGAGAGGAGGAAAGAUUACACACGAUCACAGCCGUCAUCUUCCGGCUCCAGAGACAGGUUCGAGUCACGAUCAAAAGACAAAAAGAGACCUAGGUCUAGAUCUUACUCCAGAGAAAGAAGGAAAGAAGAGGGAUCAUCCAAGAGUUCACAAAAAGCAUCAGGCUCUUCUUCGUCUUCAAAAGAGCCAAAGGAUUCAAAAGACAAGAAAAAGGAGAAAGGUCAUUCACAAAGCGCUGUUAAAGGAAAUAAAGAUGACAGAGAUAAAAAGCCAGAGAUCCCAUCCUCUACCUCGGUCUCUGAGGGUAAAAAAGAAACAAAACACCUCAGUGCAGACUGCCAGGUUUCAACAGAGAAAAUGGUUGAAAAGCCAGAGGUUCUCAAAGAAAUCAAAAAAGAGAAACUCCCCUAUCUUGACAUGUUUGAGGACACUGCAAGUAUCAACUCAGUCAAGAAACAAGAAACUGAAAUUGAACAGCCUUCUCCCAGUAUAGUCAAAGGCAUAUAUGAAGAGAAGGAAAUCAAAACGGAACAAACUGAACCCAUAAAAAUUGAGACUUAUGACUUCUCGCAUACAGCACCAUCAGAAAUGAUGAAGAUUAAACCUGAGCCCCAUUUGCUAGAGUUGCCUCAUCACUUGAUCCCUGAUAUCCCCUCAUCCUCCACAGAGAUCACUCUUGACACAUCUUCUACACCUGCUGUUGCAGCAGGCAGUCCUCAAGACAUGACUGCUCAGCAUCCACCAGUAUCACCGGCACCCACAGAGCAUGAAAGCACCAUUUUGUUGGCAGCCACUGUAAAGCAGGAGGCUGAUCAGCACCCAGACUCUGAUGAGGAAGACUUCAAUGUUGACAUGAUGCUGGACAACCUUGUCUUUAAGUCUGAGAAGGUAGAGGGAACAGAUGCCAUUGUCAAACAGGAGAAGGAUGAACAUGAGGUAAAGGGUGAGGGAGAGCAGGUGUCUGUCCCAGCAGGUGCCAGAUCCAAAGCCCCUGUAAAGAGGGUUACCUGGAAUAUACAGGAGCCUGAGGGACCUCAGCCAGAGAAAUCUGCAGUCGCGAGUAAGCUGGCUUUGUAUAAACUGAAGCUGAAACAGGAAGGAGCUCGCAGGCCCUCUGCUUCAAUCCAGACGAUCAGUCAGAACAACCAAGCCCUUGUCUGUGACCCAACUAAGAGGGGUAAUGUGACUGCUGGUCCCCUUAAUAACCCCUCCGGCCCUGUUAGCCAACCUCCUGAGGGAUCAGUGAACACUGGGCAAGGAGAGACUAGUGAGGCAGAGGAAGGGGAUGUGUUAAGGAAAGACAAGUAUUUGAAGAAGCUGCAUAUGCAGGAGAGGGCUAUAGAGGAGGUGAAGCUGGCUAUCAAGCCCUUCUACCAGAAGAGAGAUAUCAACAAGGACGAAUAUAAAGAGAUUCUACGCAAGGCUGUCCAGAAGGUUUGCCACAGCAAGAGCGGGGAGAUCAAUCCGGUGAAGGUGGCCAAUCUGGUUAAGGCAUACGUGGACAAAUAUAAGCAUGCCCGGAAACACAAGAAAGGAGAGGACGGAGGAAAGGAACAAGAGGCACAGAAUGAAGGCAUGAAAACCUCUGAGAGUCCAUAAGGAGGCUCCAGAGUAAGAUAAGAACAACAGCACCCAUCCCAAACACUCAGCCACACCGGUCCAGGCCUCACGCACACUUCAUCAUGCUCUGAGAUAAUACCCUGUCUCUGUAGAGCCGUGUUGAUUUUUCAUCACUGUUAUGAAAUUUGUUUGGGGCAUUUCGUUUAUGUAUAAAGUUUUCUAUGUUUUUUUUUUCUGCAAAUUUAGGAAAAUGUCAUUUUUAUUGAUAGUUUAAAGAGCAUCCUACAGUGUCUUUUUGAUCUUGAACUGUCAAUGCCAAACUUCAGUCUUUACUUCGCACAUCUCAGAAACUUAAUAGGAGGUCGUGGGAUUAUGUUUUAAAGAGGCAGAUUUCAAAGCUCCUUCUAUCGAUUAAUAUGUAAAGAAACUAUCUUUACAAGCAUAAUGUCUGGGCAGAUGCAGUGUGGGCUUCUAGUUCUUUAAGGCUGUUGUUUUUGGGGGGAGGGCAAAGGAAUAUUUCUCUGUUGGUUUAGAAAUGGCAUGGAAAAUUUGCUGAGAUUUGCAUAGAUGAGAAGAGUUUGUCAAACUGAGAAAAGACAGUUAUGCAACUUUUGUAGUAAAAUAAUAGAUGAGUUCUAAAAUUUUAGUUUUGGUUGUAAAUAAUAUAGAUUUGAUAUAUCCACUUGUAUUGUCCUUCCAGGUUGAUUAUCUGUUGAGAAUGAAUGGAAUACAUAAGUGAUUCAAGGUCAUUAAUUUGACUUUUUUUAGUUAUUGUUAAAAAACUAAUAAAAGAUCUUAUGUAUGUCUAAUGGGCAAAGGUUAAGACUUUACAUAACAUUACAUGGUGUAAUACAUACCACUUUUUGCACUGGAAAGCUAUAUUGUGGUAGCCUGAUGAUUAAGCAUCCAUUCUGAAUAUCGAAAAAAUGUUAGCAUGCAAGACAAAUGGUUGGGCUUUAGUAUACUAUUGCUUAUUUCAGUUCAGAAAAGUGAAUGAAAUAAUUGCUCACCCUCCCAAAGUAAUAUACACUUCCCUUUGUAUUUGUAAAACAUAUUCUCAAGAGAUUCUUGAAAUUCACCAUCCCCCUUUUUAAUCAGAUUUUUAUCUGGAUCUCAAUACGAAUUUAAAGAUACAGUAACUGAGCAUUGCAAUUGUCUUUGAAAAAAGUACAUUUCUUAUACUUCAGGAUCAAGCAUGGACAAGUAAACCCAAUCCAAAAUAUCACGUAGUAGUUGACGCUUCAGUCCGAAAGGGGAAUGUAAUUCCAGGGGAGUGGGUUCACAGUCAGACGAGGGCAGGCGACUUGUUGGCAUUUGAGCCGACACCGCCUUGCAAUUUGCAGACCUAUGACAGCAUUACUGCAUUUAAUUGGUUGAAUAUUUGUGUUUAUCGGUGCCCCAAAACAACUUGUUUCUCCCGUUUUACAGUUUGCAAUAGCCAGAAAAUCAGAGAGCCAAUUGGUGCCACGUGGUGAAAAUAUCCAUCCGUCCGGAAAUCGAGUGCACUCAGUCUUCAAUCAAACUUCUCUCACCGAGCUACAAACAUAGCGUCAAAUAAAUCAAAUUUAUAUUUUAUUUGUGUAAACACCUAGUGCAGCUCAAACCUAUUGAAAACAACGUCAUAUUCUUGAAAGAGAGAGUCGGUCUUCGCUUCAGUUACCGCCCAUUCUUGGACGCCCGGAGCAGGACAGUCAUUCCCGUGUGCUCCGGGUGAAAACAGCUGAGCCCAGCGGUGACAGAGCGCUUUCAAAUAUUAACGUACCUCUGUCGCUAUAACUUCACAAAUGACGAGCACCAAACUCUAAACGAUGUUCAUUUCUUAUCUAGCGGAUUUGUUCAUGAGAAUAGAAGCGAUCGAAUUAAUUGUAGGGUUUCUACCCAAGGCUCGACCACGGCAACCGCUCCUCACCUCAAACUGGGGCUUUCAGGUCCAAAAUCUAGGACCUUUCUGACCUUGGGAUUGAUAAAGGUGGUUGAAAGGUGUAUAAUUGGAUUUUUUUUCCCAUAAUAAAUUAUUCAACUUUAGGUUUUCCUGCGCCCAACAUGGUGCUAGAGAAUGGUCCAGAGAAUAAGUAUUAUAACAAAUUGUAUUUCCAAUCGUAUUAAAUGUGCAAUAACUACACUAGACUGAACUAAGUCUUGGCCAAACUAACUCUUAUACAUGAUAAUUUCUAUACUGGGUUUAUUCAAUAUUAGUUCAUGUUAUGGAAUGCAUUCAUGUUGUGUUAGUUUCAUAGGCACAUACAGGAAGAUACAUUAUUGUUUUAGGAAAUAGACAGUGUGAGAAGAAAUACAUGCCUUUAUUUUGGGACAUUGUAGUAAUUCUACUAGCUCCAUGCAUCAAGUCUGUGAUAUUCCUUUGUUCCAAUUGUGACUAUUGUGUCUUCAAGUUGAAUCUCACUGGCCCCUCCUAUGCCUAAGCUCAACAAAGAUGUUUGGACAAACCCUCAUCUCUGCGCAUUCAUUUCUUUGUGUCCAUAGCAUAUGUGCCUACAGCAGAAAAUGGGAAGGGCUUGGUUGGACUCACCUUGUACUUUGGCCCAAUAAUUUAUAGGGCUUCAUUUCAGUAGCAGUGUGUAGGAGCAUAAGAGUUUGAAAAUAGGUGCUCACAUACAUUUGAAUGUAUUUCAUUGUUUGUUCUGUACGUUCUGUACUAUAUUGUUUUUCCUCGUGUACAUAAUCAAAUUCUGCAGGUGUUUUAAAGAGCAAACAAAAUGCUGAUAGUUUAGAUAUCUUUGAGUUCCAGUUUAAGUUUGCUCAUGUUCUUUCCUCUUAAUGGGCUAUUUCUUUUUAAUAGCAGGGCACCUGAAACCAUUAACAGUUCAUUUCAUUAAUUGGUAACACUUCUACAAAGAGACUCCGUUUAGUUCAUGUUUUAUGAGUGUCUUCGUAAUAAGCCAUUGAUUCAUCCACUGCUGGAGUUUUUCUUUGUCACAACUUCAUCUUGCUGGUAUUACAGUUUUAAACUGAGCCACAGUAAACUCCCAGUGCAGGCUCUGUUUGAAUAAUUUGUAAAUAAUUUUUAUUUCCCAGGCCAGCAUUUUAAUAAAAAUCAAAGAUCUUUGUAUUUUUUUUCCCUUUCUGAAUUAUUAGAAGAUAAAACUGGAGUUGUGAAUGUUAUUCAAAACAAGCAACUUGCAACGCUUCCUUAUUGGGUCAGCUGAGCCCAAUAAGGAAGAAUCCUCCACGGAGUUAUUGUGUUUACCUGGCCGACCAUUGGACCUCCAAGGGCGUUUCACUGAUGUCAGCUUUGUUCAGUUAACAAAGCCCAGAUGCUUUUAAUAUCUCCCUCUGAAUAUCGUGUUAACAUGGCUUUAUCCAUGUGGUGUUCUGUGCAUUUGAAAACAGUGACCAUGUAACCCGCCAAACCUUUAUCCAUGUUAAGACAGCAAUUGACAAAAAGGACCUGCUGCAGUCAUUGGACUUUACCAUACUCGAAAGACAGCUUUAAGGAUCAUUGCCAAGGCACUGUUAAGAUACCAUCAGGCUGGAAU